AUGCUGCCUCCCUGCGGAUGCUGCCGGCGAGCCUGGCGGUCCGCUGUACUACAAGGAAGUGCUGACUCGAUUUCUACUCGAAUUCUUCUACCCCCACGACUCGGAACGCGAAUCGGGAUCACCCGAGAGCAGCUGAGCCUGCCUCUGGCCUCGCCUCCCUCUCCUUCAGGCAUUCGUGGCAUCCUAUGGGUCGUCCAGAGUAUCGACCUCUGGCUUGUCAGCCUCCAGCCCCACUUUGAGGGCGCCAUGAAGUACAGCGAUCGCCAACUCGCUGGCCUCUCCGCAGGCCCCCCCGACCGCGUCGAACUCAUCGGCGCGGGCUCUCUCGGCUACGGGACCGGCCCCAGCUUCGGCUGA
Molecule: messenger RNA, 357 nt
Organism: Emiliania huxleyi CCMP1516
Lineage: Eukaryota; Haptophyta; Isochrysidales; Noelaerhabdaceae
Exons: 2
Coding region: 1-357 (118 amino acids)
Source: RefSeq, a predicted model, not a curated record